Opisthocomus hoazin is the source of this 5565-nucleotide messenger RNA. NCBI's taxonomy places the organism in Eukaryota, Metazoa, Chordata, Aves, Opisthocomiformes, Opisthocomidae. The record is from RefSeq and is a predicted model, not a curated record.
AUGUGGCUCCUUUGGCUUAAGCACCACUUGUCCGUCAACAUUUGGACCUUGCUGCUCUUGGGGAGCACCUGGCUACCGCUGGCGGAAGGCAGCCCCAAGUCUCCCUUUAGGACUUUCCCAGUUACAGACUGGAGCUUGACGCACUUGGUGGUCCACAACAAAACUGGGGAGGUCUAUGUGGGGGCUGUCAAUCGGAUCUACAAGCUCUCCAAUAACCUCACGCUCCUGCGGACCCACGUGACAGGACCCGUGGAGGACAAUGAGAAGUGUUAUCCUCCGCCCAGCGUUCAGUCCUGCCCUCACGGGCUGGUCACCACCAACAACGUGAACAAACUGCUGCUGGUGGACUACUCGGGGAACCGGCUGAUCGCCUGCGGCAGUGCCUCCCAGGGUAUUUGCCAGUUCCUGCGGCUGGAUGAUCUCUUUAAGUUGGGUGAGCCCCACCACCGCAAGGAGCACUACCUCUCCAGCGUCAACGAGUCGGGCACCAUGUCUGGGGUCAUCAUCGAGGUGCUGAACGGGCAGAACAAGCUCUUCAUUGGGACGCCCAUUGACGGGAAGUCAGAGUACUUCCCCACACUCUCCAGCCGCAAGCUUAUGGCCAAUGAGGAGAACGCGGAGAUGUUUGGCUUUGUCUACCAGGACGAGUUUGUCUCCUCCCAACUCAAGAUUCCCUCGGAUACACUCUCCAAGUUUCCCACCUUUGACAUCUACUACAUCUACAGCUUCAGCAGCGAGCAGUUUGUUUACUACCUGACCCUGCAGCUGGACACCCAGCUCACCUCACCCGACUCCACCGGGGAGCAGUUUUUCACCUCCAAGAUUGUCCGCCUCUGCGUGGACGACCCCAAGUUCUACUCCUACGUGGAGUUCCCCAUUGGCUGUGUGCAGGACGGCAUCGAGUACCGCCUGAUCCAGGACGCCUACCUGACCAAGCCUGGCAAGGCUUUGGCCAAGUACCUGGGCAUCUCGGAGCGGGAGGAUAUCCUCUUCACCAUCUUCUCCCAGGGCCAGAAAAACAGGGUUAAGCCUCCCAAGGAGUCUGUGCUCUGCCUCUUCACGUUGAAGAAGAUCAAGGAUAAGAUCAAGGAGCGUAUCCAGUCGUGCUACAGAGGGGAAGGGAAACUCUCGCUGCCCUGGCUCUUGAAUAAGGAGCUGGGCUGCAUCAACUCGCCCUGUGAAGCAGACGACAAUUUCUGUGGUCAGGAUUUUAACCAGCCAUUGGGCGGGACUGUCACCAUCGAGGGGACCCCGCUCUUUGUGGAUAAGGAGGAUGGGAUGACCUCGGUGGCUGCCUACGACUACAGAGGACAAACUGUCAUCUUUGCGGGCACGCGGAGCGGGAAGAUCAAAAAGAUCCUGGUGGACUUGACGGCCGAGAGGAAGCACCAAGCGCUGCAGUAUGAGAACGUUGUGGCCCAUGAGGGCAGCUCCAUCCUGCGAGACCUGGUGCUGAGCCCCGACCGCCAGCACAUCUACGCCAUGACCGAGAAACAGGAGAGAUGCUCACGCAAGGACCGGUGCGAGCGGGCGGAUGAGCCCCAGCGCUUCGCCUCUGCUCUGCGGCAGUGCGUCCAGCUCACCGUCCAGCCGAAGAACAUCUCGGUCACCAUGUCGGAGGUCCCGCUGGUCCUGCAGGCCUGGAAUGUCCCAGACCUCUCGGCAGGAGUCAACUGCUCCUUCGAAGACUUCACCGAGUCUGAGAGUCGCAUUGAAGAUGGGAAGAUCUACUGCAGCUCUCCCUCUGCCAAGGACGUCAUCCCCAUCACCAGGGGCCGCGGGGACAAGCGAGUGGUGAAGCUCUACCUGAAAUCUAAGGAGACGGGGAAGAAGUUCGCCUCUGUGGAUUUUGUUUUCUACAACUGCAGCGUCCAUCAGUCCUGCCUGUCCUGCGUGAACGGCUCCUUCCCCUGCCACUGGUGCAAGUACCGGCACAUCUGCACCCACAACGCCGCCGACUGCUCCUUCCUGGAGGGACGCGUCAAGCUCUCGGAGGACUGCCCCCAGAUCCUGCCCUCCACCCAGAUCUACAUCCCCGUGGGCGUGGUGAAACCCAUCACCCUGACGGCCAAGAACCUGCCUCAGCCGCAGUCCGGCCAGCGCAACUACGAGUGCAUCUUCCACAUCCCCGGCAGCACCACCCGCGUCACCGCCCUGCGCUUCAACAGCACCAGCAUCCAGUGCCAGAACACCUCGUAUUUCUAUGAAGGCAACGACAUCAGUGACCUGCCGGUCAACUUGUCCGUGGUCUGGAAUGGGAACUUUGUCAUCGACAACCCCCAGAACAUCCAGGCCCACCUGUACAAGUGCUCGGCCCUGCGGGAGAGCUGUGGUCUGUGCCUCAAGGCUGACCCACGCUUCGAGUGCGGCUGGUGCGUGCUGGAGCGGCGCUGCUCGCUGCGGCAGCACUGCCUGGCCUACGAGAGCAGCUGGAUGCACGCCACGAGCCGCUGCACCGACCCCAAGAUCACCAAGCUGUCCCCCGAGACCGGCCCCAGGCAAGGAGGUACCCGUCUGACCAUCACCGGCGAGAACCUGGGCCUGAAGUUUGAAGAUGUUCGCUGGGGUGUUCGAGUCGGCAAAGUGUUGUGCAUCCCCAUCGAGAGCGAGUACAUCAGCGCUGAGCAGAUUGUGUGCGAAAUCGGAGAUGCCAGCCCAAGCAAGGUCCACGAGGCACGGGUAGAAGUGUGCAUCCGUGACUGCUCGCCCAGCUACCGGGCCACGUCCCCCAAGAGCUUCACCUUCGUGACGCCCACUUUCUCCCGUGUGGUCCCAGCCCGGGGUCCUCUCUCCGGUGGCACCUGGAUCGCCAUCGAAGGCAGCCACCUCAACGCUGGCAGCAACGUCUCUGUGACCAUCGGGGGACGGCGCUGCGCUUUUUCAUGGUGAGGGGCUUGGAGGCACCCUGGGUGCAGGACCCCCCCUGGGCACACCCCCGGCGGCUCCCCCAUCCUCAUCAACAUCAACCGGGCAGAGCUGAGCAACCCGGAGGUGAAGUACAACUACACGGAGGACCCCACCAUCCAGAAGAUCGAUCCCGAGUGGAGCAUCAACAGUGGUGGGACGCUGCUGACUGUGACCGGCACCAACCUGGCCACCAUCAAAGAGCCCAGGAUCCGGGCCAAGUACUGCAGCUCUGAAAGGGAGAACAACUGCACUGUCUACAACGACACCACCAUGGUCUGCUACGCGCCCUCCAUCGACAACCCCGAGCGGAGCCCUCCGGAGGUCGGCGAUCGCCCGGAUGAGAUUGGCUUCAUCAUGGAUAAUGUCCAGGCCCUGCUGAUCGUCAACACCACCAACUUCGUGUACUACCCAGACCCGGUCUUCGAGCCGCUCAGCCCCACGGGGAUGCUGGAGCUGAAGCCCAGCUCUCCCCUCAUCCUGAAGGGCAGGAACCUGCUCCCGCCGGCUGCUGGUAACUCCCGCCUGAACUACACGGUGCUGAUCGGAGACACUCCCUGCACCCUGACCGUCUCCGAGACCCAGCUCCUCUGCGAGUCGCCCAACCUCACUGGCCAGCACAAAGUCACGAUCAAGGCUGGAGGGUUCGAGUUCUCCCCAGGGACGCUGCAGAUCUACUCAGACAGCCUGCUCACCCUGCCUGCCAUCAUCGGGAUCGGUGGCGGAGGUGGUCUGCUCCUCCUCAUCAUCAUCAUCGUCCUCAUCGCCUACAAGCGCAAGUCCCGGGAUGCUGACCGGACCCUGAAACGUCUCCAGCUGCAGAUGGACAACCUGGAGUCCCGGGUGGCCUUGGAGUGCAAAGAGGCCUUCGCUGAGCUGCAGACUGACAUUAACGAACUGACCAACGACCUGGAUGGGGCUGGCAUCCCCUUUCUGGAUUACCGCACCUAUGCCAUGCGGGUUCUCUUCCCGGGGAUAGAAGAUCAUCCUGUGCUGAAGGAGAUGGAGGUCCAGGCGAACGUGGAGAAGUCCUUGACCCUCUUUGGGCAGCUCCUGAACAAGAAGCACUUCUUGCUGACCUUCAUUCGCACUCUGGAGGCUCAGCGGAGCUUCUCCAUGCGGGAUCGCGGCAAUGUGGCCUCCCUCAUCAUGACAGCGCUGCAGGGCGAGAUGGAGUACGCCACGGGCGUGCUGAAGCAACUCCUCUCUGACCUCAUUGAGAAGAAUCUGGAGAGUAAGAACCACCCCAAGCUUCUUUUGCGGAGAACGGAGUCCGUGGCAGAGAAGAUGCUGACAAACUGGUUCACAUUUCUGCUGUACAAGUUUCUGAAGGAGGACAGGGGAGAGGGGCUGUUUCAACUAUAUCGCCACCUUCUCACCACUCUCUCUUCCUCUCCUCCUUCCCCAGUCCUGCAGGAGGCUCGGUACUCCCUCAGUGAAGACAAGCUUAUCCGGCAGCAGAUUGACUACAAAAUGCUGACCCUCAACUGCGUGAACCCUGAGAAUGAGAACGCCCCAGAGAUCCCCGUCAAGGUGCUGAACUGCGACACCAUCACGCAGGUGAAAGAGAAGCUUCUGGACGCCGUCUACAAGGGGGUGCCCUAUUCACAGCGACCCAAAGCCGGAGACAUGGACCUGGAGUGGCGGCAGGGCAGGAUGGCCCGGAUCAUACUGCAGGACGAAGAUGUCACCACAAAGAUUGACAAUGACUGGAAGAGGCUAAACACCCUGGCCCACUACCAGGUGACGGACAGCUCCUCGGUAGCCCUGGUGCCCAAGCAGAACUCGGCGUACAACAUCUCCAACUCCUCCACCUUCACCAAGUCCCUCAGCAGAUAUGAGAGCAUGCUGCGGACAGCCAGCAGCCCCGACAGCCUGCGCUCGCGGACCCCCAUGAUCACCCCUGACCUGGAGAGCGGCACCAAGCUCUGGCACCUGGUGAAAAACCACGACCACAUGGACCAGCGGGAGGGUGACCGGGGCAGCAAGAUGGUCUCUGAAAUCUACCUGACCCGCCUGCUAGCCACCAAGGGCACCCUGCAGAAAUUCGUGGAUGACCUGUUUGAGACCAUCUUCAGCACAGCACAUCGUGGGAGCGCGCUGCCCCUCGCCAUCAAGUACAUGUUUGAUUUCCUGGAUGAACAAGCUGAUAAGCAUCAGAUCAAUGAUUACGAUGUCAGGCACACCUGGAAGAGUAACUGUCUACCUCUACGUUUUUGGGUGAAUGUGAUUAAGAACCCCCAGUUUGUGUUCGACAUUCACAAGAACAGUAUUACUGAUGCCUGCCUAUCCGUGGUGGCUCAGACAUUCAUGGACUCCUGCUCAACUUCUGAGCACAAGCUAGGAAAAGACUCUCCCUCCAACAAACUACUGUACGCCAAGGACAUCCCCAACUACAAGAGCUGGGUAGAAAGAUAUUAUGCAGAUAUAGCUAAAAUGCCAGCGAUCAGUGACCAGGACAUGAGUGCGUACCUGGCGGAGCAGUCACGGUUACACCUCAGUCAGUUCAACAGUAUGAGCGCGCUGCAUGAGAUCUACUCCUACAUCACCAAGUACAAGGACGAGAUUCUGGCUGCACUGGAGAAGGACGAGCAGGCCCGGAGGCAGCGGCUGAGGAGUAAGCUGGAGCAGGCGAUUGACACAAUGGCCUUAAGCAGCUGA